Molecule: messenger RNA, 2853 nt
Organism: Gadus macrocephalus (Pacific cod)
Lineage: Eukaryota; Metazoa; Chordata; Actinopteri; Gadiformes; Gadidae
Gene: gle1
Product: GLE1 RNA export mediator
Exons: 15
Coding region: 167-2275 (702 amino acids)
Biological process (GO): poly(A)+ mRNA export from nucleus; regulation of translational initiation; regulation of translational termination
Cellular component (GO): cytoplasm; nuclear pore; nuclear pore cytoplasmic filaments
Molecular function (GO): translation initiation factor binding; inositol hexakisphosphate binding; phospholipid binding
Source: RefSeq, a predicted model, not a curated record
UGCUCAUGUUUCCUGACGAACAGUAUUUACCGUCGGACCCAUAUUCAAUUCUUAUUUUACAGUCUGCCCUGUAGGUUUUGGAAAAAACAAGGGGAUUAAAAGGCGGUAAAAGGCUUUUAAAGGUUUUAUUAACAUCAAUUAUUCAAGCUUUGAUAAGCGCCGUGUCAUGGCUUUUGCAAGCUUACGAUGGGAAACCAUAGAAGCUCUAAAUAAUUCCUCAAAAGGCCAACUAAAGUAUCAAGCGGACUGGGUGGAGAGGGGCGAGGACAUCCUAUCCGGUUGUACUGAGGGCCCCAGUUUGUCUCCUCUGUCUGGUCACAUCAUUACAAAGCUAAGCCCCAGGAAACGCCUCGGAGACGCCAGCUGUCAGUCACGCCAAAGUGAGACGGUCUCCCAAAACUGUCCUUCCUCCUCUGCUCCCAACAACAUUCAUAUCCAAUCUCCCUCAGUGAGUGAGAUUGGGGCGCCAUCAGAAAAGAGUGAAGGUGAAGAGCUGGUUCCUGAUGUUCAGGAAGUUGAACCGCCCUCGCCCAGUCCCUCCCCUCCCCCCAGCAUGUCGCUGCUGUCUCCCAGGGCAACGCAGACCGCCGGUUGCAUCCGGCUGUGUGAGGAAAAGCACCGCGCCAAGGCCAAGAAGGAGCUGAGUCUGCGGCAGGAGAGACAGGAGCAGCUGGUGAUGGCGAUGGCUAACAGAGAGUCUGAGCAGCUGAAACGCUUCGAGGAGCUCAUGGAGCUGAAGCAGAGGAAGGACUCCCAGAGCAUCAGAGACCUGAUGGACAGAGAGACGAAGGAGAGUAUUGGGCGACAGGAGAAACUGAAAGAGGAGCACAGACACAGGAUGAAGAUUCUGAACCUGCGCCUGCGAGAGGCGGAGCAGCAGCGUGUGCGGGAGGCGGGGCUAGAACGUCAGCGGCUGGAGGAUGGACGGGAUAGGCUGAGGAACCUCAACUCCAUCCAGGAGGAGAUCCUCCAACUCAACCAGCUGCUGGAGGCCGGCCCGGCCCCCGAUGACAUCACUGUCUACAUAACCCGCGGAAACCAGCUGUGCUCCCAGGUGUCCGAGGUGGUGCGGACGACCGCAGAGGGGGCGUUCCCCAGCGUGGAGGACAUGGCGGUAGCAGAGCGGGCUCUGCAGGUGAUGCGAGCGUUGAUCAGAGAGAGGCAGGAGGCGGCGACCAAGGCCCAGGAGAGGAAGAGGAUGGAUGAGGAAGAGGUGGAGGAGAGGAGGAAGCAGGUGGAGCUCAAGGUGAAAGUGGAGGAGCAGAAGAAAGCUGCACAGUCUGCUAAAGAGAAGGCGAAGAAAAAAGGACUGCAGAACAGUGCUGAAGAUGCUACGUUGCAAUGGUACCGAGAGCUCCAGGACGCCGCCUCCCAGACCCUUUCUUCCCUACAGUCGCUCAACACCGCCACGGACACCCAGACCAAGAGGCUGAGGAUGGAGCUCCAGAAAGCCGCCACCACUCCCGUCAGCCAGAUCUCCAGUGUCUCUGGCUCCCAGCUCCGAGAGGUCCUGGACAAACUGGACAAGCUGCUGUCGGGACGGACAGUGGUGACCGGCGGGAGGUCCGUCUCCACCUCCCAGCAUGCAAAGGGGCUGGCGUUCGUCUGUUACAAAUUGGCCGAGAAGUUUCAGAAACAAGGGGAGGAGGAGGUGGCAUCCCACCACGAGGCCGCCUUCCCCAUCGCCGUGGUGGCCUCGGGGGUGUGGGAGAGACACCCCCAGGUGGGGGAACUCAUCCUGGCCCACCUCCACAGGAAGUGCCCCUACUCCGUCCCUCACUACCCGCCCAUGACAGAGGGCACCUCCCUAGAAGAGUACCAGAGGAUCCUGGGCUACCGGGUGGAUGACUCUGGGGUCGAGGGUCAGGACAGCUUCCUGAAGAGGAUGUCGGGGAUGAUCCGCCUCUACGCCGCCAUCAUCCAGCUGAGGUGGCCCUACGGCGCCAAACCUGGGCCGGGUCCUCACGGGCUGAACCAUGGCUGGCGCUGGCUGGCCCAGAUGCUCAAUAUGGAGCCUCUGGCAGACGUCACAGCAACGCUGCUCUUCGACUUCCUGGAGGUUUGUGGUCACGCCCUGAUGAAGCAGUACCAGGGUCAGUUCUGGAAACUCCUCAUGUUCAUCCAUGAGGAGUACUUCCCCAGGAUCCAGGUGAUCACCAGCGCUGGUCAGAUGGGUUCCGUCAUGAGACUUAAGCAGUUCCUUGAGGGGUCCUUGCGAAGCCGUCAGAUCAGCCCUCCUAAAGGAUACCUCACCUCAGAGUUCUGGAGGUAUUGAGCCAACAUGGAAGUCCGGAUCUAACCUGGAUGCUCCUAAUUUUUGAUAGACUUGAACCAGCUCUACUUGGAGCUCAUCGAAGCAGACUCUCUCUGGCUGGGCUGAGAUCCCCUUCCCUUUUUAUAGUUUAACUAUUUUUUUAUUUUGGUGUGUGUCGAAUCUUUGCGCUUGGGGCAGAGUCAUGUGUUUUUUGAGACAACCUGUCAGACUGUGUACUGGUGGUUUGUCAUGUUUAUUUUAUGGACCAAGCUAUGGUUAAAACAUGAGUUAGAUCUGCUGAAGAGUUGCAGCACGUUAUCAAAUUUAAUUGUUCAGUAAUUAAAUACUCUCCACUCUUGCUCACAAAAACACUGAUGGUAGAACAAAAAAAUGGUGGGUCAAAGCCUAGGCAUCAGCCUCAAUUUAUUGUACAGCCUAUAGUGUCUUGGAUCAUGGUUUUAUAUAAAGCUGUUUAGAGAUGAUUCUUAUUAUCUAAUGCAACCCUGAAUGUACUGAGAUUUUAACGUCUAAUGGUCUCACCUGCUCAAUUUGAAUAUUAAAUAAAUCAAUGAUCUGUAAGUACCAGGUCAGAAAAAAUC